Molecule: messenger RNA, 948 nt
Organism: Brassica oleracea var. oleracea
Lineage: Eukaryota; Viridiplantae; Streptophyta; Magnoliopsida; Brassicales; Brassicaceae
Product: reticulon-like protein B10
Exons: 6
Coding region: 90-701 (203 amino acids)
Source: RefSeq, a predicted model, not a curated record
AACAAAUAGUUGUACACAGAGUUUUGGAAAAAAAGGAGGGUCGCUCAGUUUCUGGUAUUGGUGAGAUCGCUGCAAUUUCUCCUCGUUCCAUGGAUAAAAAAUCUCAUCUUCUUCAAUCUAUCGGCAAUGCCCUAGUCGCCGAUUUGGUUAUGUGGAAGAACAAACGCGGAGGGAUUCUUCUGCUGGGAUCAGCGACGUUGUUUUGGAUCCUCUUCGAGAAAUGUGGAUACAGUUUCUUUCCCUUUGUGGCUAACAUUCAGCUACUUGUCGUCGUUAUACUCUUCCUCUGGGCCAAAUCCGCCAUUCUCUUCAAUAGGCCUAUGCCUGAGCUUCCUAAUCUUGAAAUCACUGAAGCAUCUCUUCUUAUGGUUGCUGAUCCUUUACGGCUCUUGAUCAAUACUCUCCUCUCUAUUGCUCGUGAUAUCUACGUUAACAGAAACGCCAAACAACUCUUUCGGGUUAGUGUUGUGUUGUGGACUAUAUCACUUGUUGGCAGUUUCUUAAACUUCUUCACAAUACUCUAUCUUGGUAUUGUUCUCGGUAUGUUGAUUCCCAUUCUGUACGAGAGGUACCAGGAUCACAUUGAUGAGAAGCUAUCUGUCACACAUCGGAUGAUUCAAACACAAUUCAGGAAGAUUGACGAAAGAUUACUACAGAAGCUCAUUGCUAAGCCCACCAGCAAGAUUAAGAAGAUGCAAUAGAACAUACCAAACUAAGUGUUACUCUUUCAUGACCGCGAACGACUUAACAAGCUUUGAGGAUAGAUGAAUAGAGGCGUUGAGACUUGAGAGUUUUAUACCACAGAAGUGUAAUGUGGUUUUGUCACUUGAGUCAACGCUUCAUUUGAUUCUCUUUAUAGGAACACUGUGGAUUAACAAGUCCAUGACUAUGUGUAACUUCGGGAAUUAUUGGUGACUCUAAUUGGAAUAUGGAGGCUGUUUCUGGUUA